Messenger RNA from Vespula pensylvanica (western yellowjacket), 2103 nucleotides. Its product is annotated as probable serine/threonine-protein kinase kinX. NCBI's taxonomy places the organism in Eukaryota, Metazoa, Arthropoda, Insecta, Hymenoptera, Vespidae. Bases 1 to 2103 code for a protein of 700 amino acids. The transcript is spliced from 5 exons. The record is from RefSeq and is a predicted model, not a curated record.
AUGGAAGAUGACGAGAUCGACCAAGAAGAACCCGAAGAAGAGGAUGUCAGGGUCGAAGAUGAAACGUAUUUAACCGUUGACGAAGACGAAGAGAAAAUAAAUAAUGAUAAGGAAGAAAUAGACGAUAAUGAAGAAAUCGAAUCACCGAAAAAUGUGGAAGACGAAGAGGAAGAGGAGGAAGAGGAGGAAGAUAAAAAGAAAAAACCUAGACAAGAGAAAAAAAGAUUUGGUCAUAGCAAUCGAAAAUUUCGUGAGAUUUUAGGAAAACGAGAAUCGAAGAAGGAAGAGUUAGAAAAACGCGAAGGAAAUCUUCGACAGCGUCUUGAUGUAUUAGAAUGUUCGAUGCCAGCUGUCAUGGUCUGGAACGUAUGGGAACGUAUGUCUCAGGGUGCUCCAGUACCAAAUCUUCACCGUCUUAUGGAGAAACAAUUUCGAACUCCAGCGGCUGGUGAGGUAUAUUGUCCGAGUACACCGAGUCGACAUUAUGAUUGCCGGGUACGUGAGAUAGAAGCAGAGAGGAAGGCAGCUCAGAGGAGACUCGAUGAGGCCAGGUUACUAUGGUUGGAGAAGGAAGUCAAGCUGAAAGAACGUAGGGAGAAGUUAGAGGAUGCUAAGAGAAUUCAAAAGGAACGUAAGGAGAAGAUCGAACGUUUGACGAACGAAGCGAAGAAAUUGAAAGAGGCGUUAAAGAAGGUGAACGAGGAGGAUAUAACUGGCGAAUGCGGUGAUAUACAGUGUCGCGAAAGAUGGCUUAGCGGAGUAAACAGCGUAGAUUCGAUCAAGGCAAGUGACGUCGAGUGUUUGGCUCAUCUUCGACAACUAGCUGAAAAUGAAUUGACGAUGAAGAAGCAGAUCGCCGAUUUGGAACGCCGAGAGGAAACUUAUAUGAGAACACUUCAACAUGCCGACGAAAUGUGGUCGAAGAUGGAAGGGGACACCGCUGAUACAUUGAGCGCCUUGCAAGAACAACUGGAUGCGAAAACCGAAACGAAUCAACAGUUGGCGUCUCGUAUAUCCGAACUUGAGGACGAACUCGAAAAGUUAAGGGCAAGGAUGGCCCUAUGCAAAGCCGAAUUGACGAAAUACGUGAGCGUGGAAAGAAUCGAGAGGAUUACGGGUAGCGAGGACGAUUUCGCAAAAACUACGGAUAAAAUGGUUGGAAUCAGGCCAAAAAUCGCGGACAAGGCCAUUGAAAAAGAAAAUGACGUUCUCGAUAAGGAGAUUCUUAUGAAAGUUGAUGUUGAGGAUAAAGAAGUGAGCAUUGUAAGACCAAAGAGUGAAGAAGAGAUUAUCGAUGCUGAGAAACCAACCGAACUUAUAGAGCCAGAGGAUGAAGAAGCAAUUGUCGAUGCUGAGGAACCAACCGAACUUAUAGAGCCAGAGGAUAAAGAAGCGAUUGUCGACGCUGAGGAACCAACCGAACUUAUAGAGCCAGAGGAUGAAGAAGCGAUUGCCGAUGCUGAGGAACCAACCGAACUUAUAGAGCUAGGGGAAGAAGAAGCGAUUGUCGAUGCUGAGGAAUCAACCGCACUUGGGGAGCCAGAGGAUGCAGAAGCGAUUGUCGAUGCUGAGGAACCAAGUGAACCUAUGGAGCCACACGUGGGCAUUGAUAUUGAGAAACCAACUGAACCCACCGAACUGAAGAAAAUAGACGCGAUCCACCAGUACUUAGCGAUGUUGGGAUCUCUAGACGAAUUAUAUGCCGACGAUGAUUACGGUGUAUGCAGUCCAGAGUACGAAUGCUACGAAGAUUGGCAGGAACCUGAUAUGGACGAAGAACCUGAUCUUUCUCCAAUAGUUUUUAAAAAAGCCGUUCAUCCUAUCGACGAUACAAAAGAAGCAGUAAAAGAACCAAUCGAUGACAAAGAAAUCGACAGAGAUAUAAGACAACCCGAAGAAACUGAAAGAAAAAUUAGAACACCGAUACUUGAAGGUAUAAUCGAUAAGGACAGUGUCAAUGUACCAUUGGAUAAACUUCGAUCAUGGUUCGAUACCGUUGAAUCGAUUGGCUUGGUCAUAUCAAGAUGUUCUACGUGCUCCGUCGUAAAACUCGAUAUAAAUACUUUGAUCGAAGAGAUUGGAGAGUACGCAGGGGUAAGAUAA